Danaus chrysippus (African queen) is the source of this 573-nucleotide messenger RNA. NCBI's taxonomy places the organism in Eukaryota, Metazoa, Arthropoda, Insecta, Lepidoptera, Nymphalidae. The record is from the annotation of a GenBank genome assembly.
AUGCGAAUACGGGGUAAAGUGAAAAAAAGAAACAAUGUACAUCGCAGGCAUCGAGCUAUUUUGCCGCCAUGCAAUUUCAAUGAAAGCCUUAUAGAGGACGAAUGGUCUUUGAUGGAAGCGAUUGGGAAGUCGAAGUUUAUUUUUACGGGUAAAGUUUUGACGGUAAAGAAGUUUAAAUCCGUGCAAGAGAUAAGGGGAAAAAGGUCGAAUUUGUAUAGAGUCUAUAUGCGUCGCGUUUUGAAAGGCAAUGAGUAUGAGAUAAGGGAUUCUGUUAAGCAAGAUGGGCCUAUGGACUCGUUGACUGGUUCUACGUUGUUGGCUGAACGUCCUCACGCUCGUGAAUCCUGCUCCCCAUCACCACGUCCUCGACUUUCAGCUAUUUUCUUAAGCGAUGGAGUCAUUUUUGAUAUGAACACUGGACUAAGUCCGCGAUUUAAACUCCUAACGGAUCCUGUCCCACUAACUCUCUACCAUUUGGAUCGAAUAAAUGCUGCCGUUAAAGGCGAUUAUAAAAAGCUCAGAGCGAGAUUAAACAAGGGCGAUAUUAAAUACUCAAGAGCCUGGGAAUUAUAA